Molecule: messenger RNA, 4813 nt
Organism: Belonocnema kinseyi
Lineage: Eukaryota; Metazoa; Arthropoda; Insecta; Hymenoptera; Cynipidae
Product: anillin-like
Exons: 17
Coding region: 427-4014 (1195 amino acids)
Biological process (GO): mitotic cytokinesis; actomyosin contractile ring assembly; septin ring organization
Cellular component (GO): actomyosin contractile ring
Source: RefSeq, a predicted model, not a curated record
AAACGCAGAGUUCGUGAAGUUGUGAUGUUUUUUUUCCCUAUUUAUAGGAUAAGUAAUCGAAAAUUUAAAAAUAUUUUGAUUCGAGAUAACGUACGUUGCAAAGUUCUAUACUCCCGUGCAAACUGAAGCAUUUUUAUAUAAUGAAACGGUUUUUCGGAGCCUCUCAAGUCGAGUGUAAACAAAACGGGUUUCAUUUUAGUUUUGGCAUGGCGGUUGCAUUUAAAUUCAACGGACAAAAAUAACGAAUAAUGACAGUUAUUUUGUAACGACAGUACACAGUGAAAAGGUGCGGUUCUACAGAAAAAAAGUUUGGAAAUCUGUGUUCGAGUUUUUUAAAAAUAGAUUAAUUAAUUAUUUAAAGAGUAAAGUUAGGAGGUUUAGAAAAAAAGAGAAAGUGCUGGGGAUGCUGGGCAAAAAGGAAUAACAAUGGACCCUUUUACUCAGCGAAUGUUGGAACGAGCAAGAGCAAGGAGAGAAAAAUUAGAUACUCAAUUGUCAAAUGCUGGUCAUGAUGUAAAAAAAAGGCGAAGUCCUCUUAAGGACGCAAAUGCAAUCCUAGCGCAAGUUUCAGUAAUUACACAACAAAUCGCCUCGAAAACACCGAAAAAGAUCUCAAGUUCGAGUUCGAUUUCGAGUUCAAAAAGCUCGUGUGAAUCAGUUUCUCCAGUAAAAACAAGCAAAUCGACUGCCACAGCUUCUGCUGUAAAAACAACGAGAAAAUCGUCUCCUAUGAAAAAGCAGGAGUCGAGUAAGGAAAAUGGAGAGACUCCAGCUUCGAAUGUUAGGUCGCAAUUGCAGAGAUUGGGUAACUUGUACUCGGAUAAGGAGCUUAGCUCGCCGAUUCGUAGAACAGAAGACACAUUUUUGGCUGAGGAAGAAUCCGAUGAACAGAAACGUGCAACGAGUGGAGCCAGGGUGAACAGAUUGGCUGCUCUCGCAUCGACGAUUAAUAAUUGGGAGGAUGAUUUAUCUCAUCCAACUUUGGUUAAACCAACAGUGUCUAAAGCAGAGAGGAUACAAGCUAAAUUAAAUGAACAAGUCAGAAACGCUGACCAUCAACCAGGAACGAGUGGAAUUCGAAAUUUAACUCGUAGCAAUAGCAGAAGUCCCACAAAACAGUUAAAAUGCGACAAAGUGGAAUCCAGUGGGCCCCAAGGAUCAACAGGAAAGCGAGAGGGUUUCCCGGAAGUUAAGUGCACCACCAACAAGGCCGAGAAAAAUUCUGUCGGCGCGAAAUCCAACCUCCUGACGAAAUCGAGCACCAACUCGACCAGAACGACGAGCGUCAGAACAAGCAGCGUUGGUAGCCCUUCGGGAUCUUCAAGAUUCAACGAGAACGUCUGUAAUUCCCCGGAAAAUAAAGAUACUAACUCUAGCGUUAGUAGCUCACGAUUAAUGCCAAGGUGUGGUUUUAACGGUUCUCCUAAGAGUCCCAUGAAACAGUCACCAGGUUCCGUACUCAGCAAGGCUUCCAUGUUCGAAAAGAACAACGGCACCUACGUCAAGGUCAAGGAUCCAGCCGAGAUGACGCUUGGCGAGAGGAUGGCGCUUUUCGAAAGAAACAAGGGAGCGGCUCUGAUUCCCAAGGCACCGCUCACGAUGUCCGUUCCCACGAAGAUGUUGAUGGAGAAGGAGAAACCGUGUGGAGACUAUAGACCCAAAGCUGAUGUGACGGUACGAGCAGUUACGCAACAGCGCAAUAUUUACGAGCAAGGAUACACCCAGGAACUUGAAAAUGAUAUUUUGCAGAGCAUCCAGACCGAGAGGCAAAAAGAAUUGGAAAUUCUGAGAAAUCGUUUUAAUUGGAGUAAGGAAGUGGCAACUGUUGCUGCUGGUCGUGCCUUGAGGACGAGUGAAAGCAGUGAAGGAAAAUCGAUUUCACCGAAGAAUUCUCCCGUUUGCCCGGUUAAACCUACACCCGCUCCGGUAUAUAAGCAAGAUCAUGUGCCCCCGCCUCCACCUUUGCCACAUGAUUCGGGAAGGCGAUCAUCUCCGAAUAAAAAUACUUCAGUCAAAAGACAAGUAAUUAGUGGCUUGGCGCACUCGCAAGAGCCGAGAAUAGUGGAUGACAUUAAGCGCGUGAGAGUUUGUGACCCCAAAUUUGGGAGUCUCUACCCCGAUCUCACGGGUAUUGAAGCUAGCACAACCGAUUCGGAAACUGAAUUCACGGUCGGAAGCACCGAACCCGAAACUGCAACUUUAGAGGAACCAACCGAGACUGAAACCGAAACCGAGACUGAUUAUUACGCUCGGGAUGAGGAAACGGAGGCAUACAGUGACGAGGAAGAUGAAAGUGAAGAUGUCGGUAAUACAAGUUUUGGAAGAAGCAUUUUACAGGCCGUGAGUCAACAAUCGCCUCUCAAUAAAAAGAGAUCAAUUUAUCUCGGAUAUGACAGUUCAACAUCAGAUAUUUCUACCUUGGAAGAAAUGGACGAAUAUUUAGACGAAUGUCUAGUAAUUCCAGACGUACAGGAAGGACCGACUCCUCCGAAAAUAAAUCGAGGCGGCAAAAGUCCUUCCGCAACUUCCGCGAAUUCUAAAUACACUCAAGGACUCACUUAUCGGUCCUCGAUAAAACUAAAUUCCCCCAUAAAAAUCAAUUCGCCAGCUUCUUCUUCGAGGAAGGAUCCUUCUGCGACCGAAGGCGAAAGCUGCCUCCCUUUAAUGCACAGCGUCAGUUUUUACAGACGCCAACAAUCCCAACCCCCGAAAACUCCCGUUCGUCUAAUCUCUAGGAUUCCUGACAAUAGUGAUUCUCCUGGAAGUCGGUCGCCCGUCGACGAAAAGCAAGAAGCUGCUCUCGUGCUGGAAAAAGUCAAUCGACUUGUGGAAGAAGUUAGUAAACAAGAAACCACUAUCGGCCAAGCUAGUCAAGCUCUGAAUUUGUGCAAUUCCACGGUUGAAUUCAGCGGUUCUCGGGAGCAGGUCGAGGGCGAAAGACUUCUUCUUCUUGCAACACAUCGAAGACAGGCGGCGAUCCAGGAGCUUCAGAGGCUAAAAGUUGAAGGAACUUUAAGACCUGUUGUCCCCGGAGCUCCGGAGAAUCAAGAGAAUGGAUCCCUCACAGUUUCUGCGAUUACUUUGCCCCUUAAGCGGGAUAAUUUCCGCAAUUUGGAUACUGAUACACGACUUCACUUUGUUUGCCUCGUUCGCCAUAUGGAAAAUGUUUUCUCAACUCCAGUUGUUCAGGCAGAGUGUGGAGAUUCCUGUGUAAGAUUCCCGUCAACCCUGAAGAUCGAGAAUCUUUACAGUGACUUUCAGAUUAAAAUCGAGGUCUAUUCGCUUGAAACCCGUGCGGAAGUGUUGCCUCACGAAAUCAAGUAUCAUAUUCACAAUAACGGAAGUUUCUCUUCUGGUUCCAAAAAGCCCGGAGGGAAAACACCGAAGAAGUUCCUGAAACCCGACAGCAAAUUGUUCAGGCCAUCCGUUGAAAGUCCGGCUGGUCCUUCCGCUGUGAGAUCUCCCUCAUUUUCUCCUGCGGGAUACAUCGUUUUUAGUUUGAGGGAAGUUCAUCGACAACAAUUCACCCUGAAUAAUGUCCCGCACAAUUCGCUGUUGGAAGGUCGUUUUCAAAUGCACGUUUCCUGCGAAUUGUCGGUUUCAAUCGAGCAUCGCGGUUUCCUGACAAUGUUCGAGGACGUCUCCGGAUUCGGAGCUUGGCACCGAAGAUGGUGUCUCCUGAAAGGCGACACCCUUUGCUACUGGAAAUAUCCCGACGAUGAGCGCAAGAAAACUCCAAUCGGAAGCCUCGAUUUGCAGGGAAUCACAACCAUAAUUGUUGGUUUGGUUUCCAGAGACAUUUGUGCGCGACCCAAUACUUUUUUACUCGAAACAGUAAGGCCAUCACAUUCAGGGGACGUUGACAGUCUCGUCAUGGUCCGAAAUGAUUCAUCUACCACUGUCAGGCAUCUGUUGUCUGCCGACACGAAGGAGGAUCGACUCGAGUGGUGUGCGAAAAUAAACAAAACCAUACACCUGAUUCGAGCCUGGGGUGGAACUGCAACUCUCUCUUAAGUUUCUUGAAUCUUUUUAAUCUUUUCCUCUAGAAAUUCGACCGUACUUAUCAAUUUUACAACGUGUCUUAGUAUUAACCUUACCUCUUAUCAUCAACUUUCCAGAAUUUAAUUUUUGAUUUACCUUAGAAAAAAAAGACCUUUGAAUGAAAUCUGAAGCCCCUUUCUCAUAGUGAUUCGUUCUAAAAAUCUUGUCGGCAAUGGAGAAUAACUGCUGAAAUUAUUUAACAUUUCUAUGGUGAACUGGAGUCGGAGAUUUAAAAAAUUUCUGCUUCACCGAAAUGGAAUCCGUACUUUUUAUUCGUGAUUAAAAUUAAUAUUUUGUUAAUUGUCAUUCAGUAAUUAGCCUCGAGGUUCUUGAUAAGAAAAUGAAUCGACUUCCCAGAUUUCACAAAAAGUGACUUCAUUCUUUGCUAAAAUGUGAGAUUUAUUGUGACUUAUCAGAGCCUGGAAAAUAGAGGUUCGAAAAGCAAUGAGAGAAGGGAAGGAAUAGUUCAUAUUCUUGAAAUUAAUUUAGUAGAGGUGAUUAAUGAAUACGAAGAUUAUUUCAUUGACUAACAAUUCGCUGUAGAUUUACUGUAUAUAGAAUGAAUUUUUACACUUUACGUAUAUUUUGUACUAAUAUAUAUAUUUAAAAAAUCUUAAGUAUCACUUAAAGAGUUAAAAAAUGAGAAAUGUUAUCAUGCCAGGCGAUCGUCUUUGAAAUUUUAAGCUUGGAAACUCGUUUUAUUUUUAUUUUUAUUAAAUGAGAGAGCUUAGUUGAAGAUUGUAGAAUCUUUUAAUAAAAUUAGAUAUCGAAA